Chenopodium quinoa (quinoa) is the source of this 2045-nucleotide messenger RNA. RefSeq names its product phosphatidate cytidylyltransferase 1-like. The transcript is spliced from 13 exons. Gene Ontology annotation, molecular function: phosphatidate cytidylyltransferase activity. NCBI's taxonomy places the organism in Eukaryota, Viridiplantae, Streptophyta, Magnoliopsida, Caryophyllales, Amaranthaceae. Gene Ontology annotation, cellular component: endoplasmic reticulum membrane. Bases 282 to 1532 code for a protein of 416 amino acids. The record is from RefSeq and is a predicted model, not a curated record.
UUUCCUACAAUAUUUCCCUCCAGAGUGUUAAGCUAACAGCAAAACCGAAAGACCUUUUCAUUUAUCAACCUUUCUUUGUCACUCUCAUUACCCAAAUCACUUUCAAAUGGUUUCGUAAACUCAAAAUACGAAAUAUUUCAUUUGAUUUUCGUGGGUUUUUUUUUUUUUUUUUGUUAUUUUAUUUAUUUAUUUAUUUUCUUCGGAAAUCUCUACAAUCUUUACACUUGUAUUUCUCUGAUAGUUAGUGUGUAUGUGUACUGUUGGUAUCGGUGUGAGAAGGGAUGAAAGUUGGAGUCAUGAAUAAGCUCAGGCGCCGUAAGCAGUCUAAUGAGAAUCCUGCUGAUGACACUAAACCAAAUGGGGGGAAUUUACUUGUCAAUGAUCGUAACAAGUACAAGUCAAUGUGGAUCCGUACACAUUCUACCCUUUGGAUGAUUGGGGCCUUUGUCCUCAUCAUCUACAUGGGCCAUCUUUAUAUUUGUGCCAUGGUGAUGCUGAUCCAAAUCCUGAUGGAAAAAGAGCUGUUUAAUCUGCUAAGGAAGGUCCGAGAGGAUCGAGAUCUUCCUGGUUUUCGGCUAUUAAAUUGGCACUUUUUCUUCACUGCAAUGUUGUUUGUCUAUGGUCGAUUCCUCAGUCAGCGGCUUGUCAAUACUGUCACUUCAGACAAAGUAUUGUAUAGGCUUGUUAGCAUUCUUAUAAAAUACCAUAUGGUUAUCUGUUAUUUCUUGUAUAUCGCAGGUUUUGUGUGGUUUAUUCUCUCUCUGAAGAAGAAGAUGUACAAGUAUCAGUUUGGCCAGUAUGCAUGGACGCACAUGAUACUUACUGUUGUGUUCACACAGUCAUCAUUCACGGUGGCCAACAUCUUUGAAGGAAUGUUUUGGUUUCUUCUUCCUGCAUCACUUAUCGUCAUAAAUGACAUUGCGGCUUAUUUAUUUGGGUUUUUCUUUGGAAAAACUCCUCUGAUUAAGCUUUCUCCUAAGAAAACUUGGGAAGGAUUUAUUGGGGCUUCGGUUACAACCAUCAUUUCAGCAUUUUUGCUUGCAAAUGUCAUGGGUCGGUUUGAGUGGCUAACAUGUCCACGAACGGACUUGUCUACUGGUUGGCUUCACUGUGAUCCUGGGCCGCUGUUUAAGCCAGAGUAUUACCACUUACCAGGAUAUAUUGCAAACUGGAUCCCUUGGAAAGAAAUUCCCAUCAUGCCGGUUCAAUGGCAUGCUUUGUGUCUAGGCCUCUUUGCAUCAAUCAUAGCACCUUUUGGAGGAUUUUUUGCCAGUGGCUUUAAAAGAGCAUUCAAGAUCAAGGACUUUGGUGAUAGCAUCCCUGGACAUGGUGGAAUUACUGACAGAAUGGAUUGUCAGAUGGUAAUGGCCGUCUUCGCAUAUAUCUACCAUCAAUCCUUUGUUAAGUCACAAAGCCUCUCAGUUGAGUCUAUCUUGGACCAGAUUUUGAUGAACCUUACAUUUGAGGAGCAGCUUGAUCUAUACCGGAAGCUUGGAGAAAUCUUGCAGCAGAAAAGAUUUGGACAACAUUAAAAUUCACGCUAUUGCUUUGAGAAGAACAAUCGUACUGUGCUUUCCUUGUGAGCAUUUGGUACUAGUCCAGUGAAUCACUUUGAUAGCUUUGCUGGAUUAUGUUGCCUUUGUCCUUAUACUUGAUUGACUUCUUCUUCAUUUGAAGAUUAGCGGGAGAAGCUGUUGGUAAUCAGUGAACUGCUAUCUCAACUCAUGAUUAUAUUAGAGGGCUGGUAUUUGUCGAGUUAGGACACUUCAUUAGGGCUUGGCUUGGAUCUUCUUUGGAAUAUGAUAUUGGUAGCAGUUGCAUUGUACAUGUGGAAGAACUAGGAGUUUUUUGUUAGUCAUUGUACACUAGAGUGUAUCAUAUAAUCUUUAUCUGGGAUUCAUUUUCCUGGUAUUUUGUCUAAAAUAGUUUUCAUUGUUUUUAGGGUUUUUCUUAAAGAUAUAUUCUUGCAAUACCAUUCAUUGACCAUUGUUGGUGCUGUGGUUCCUUGCAUUCCAUUAACAAUUAUGAUUGUUUUGUGGUGUACA